CUUGGCAUAUUUGCGACCUCGUGUGACGGUCACUCUAAUUUGGCAUUUUAAAUUGUGCAGCGUACUCGGCUGCACUUGCAACUUUUCAUUGUUUGAAACGCAAUUAACAUUUAAAUCGAGUAAUGAAUUUUAGCCAACGCCAACCAGAAUGGCACACAAUACCAUCGGUGGCACUAAGUCACAUAUUCGACUAUCUAAAUCCCCAGGAUCGUCGGUCGGCAGCGGGUGUAUGUUUUUCUUGGCGACAUGCCUUUUUUCAAAAACGCUAUUUUAGAAACUUUCGCUUUCAAUUGGAUGUGGGAUGCGAUGAUCAGUUGGCCUUCUUCCAUCGCUCCAUGGCCAACUUGGCCAGGGAACUGAUAGUAGUCUUCGACUUUCAAAAUGCAUUUCACAUCCAGAAAAUGCGACAUCUUCUAUACAAAGUGGCGCGCUGUGAUAACAUCCAGAAAUUGCGUUUCCAAACCCACAAUGUAGGCCUCGUUGCCAUCGGAAACAUGCAAAGUGAGCACUUGUUGGCCAUCGAACAAUGCUUUGUGGAGCCACUGACUCUGUUUUUAAGCCGCAAGCGUCAGCCCUGCCAGCUUCUGGACCUUGGAGCCAUCGAGGCCCUCUCAUACUAUGGCCAUGAUUUUCUAAACGCUAUGGGAAAACCACAGGAACUGCUGCAGCUGACACUCGCGAGCAUUAAGUACGAUCCUAGUCACUAUCCCAUCCUCUCGUUGGACUCGACCCUGCUGCAGAAAUGUGCCGCCCUGCAGGUGCUCUCCCUCGACUACGACACACUUUCCGACGAACUGCUGCACACUAUCCAGGUGCUUCCGCUGCGGAAACUUUUGAUCGCAGUGCACGGCCUGGAUAGCAAAGAGUAUCCCGACGUGUCGGAGACGGCCUGGUCUAACUUUUCGGAUCACUUUUCGAGCAUUGAGUUGGUGCUGACCCUUGUGUAUGCCUAUGAGGCCAUCGCACUACUGCAGCAUCGUGUGCUGCGUAGAAAUAUGCCUAUAACCCAUGUGCGACUGCUAUUCUGCGAAAAGAUGAACGCCGAAGCCUUGGACUGGAUGUCGUUGCAUUACAAGGAAACGCUGCGCAGCAUUCACUAUGUGGACGCGCCGUACAAAUAUUCCAAUCGCAUGAACCAAACUCGCCACGCCUCUUUACGCCAGGACCCAUUCGUAAUGAUGGCCUGGCGCUGCAAACGGCUGGAGGAGAUCGUAGUGCACGGGUACUUGAUGGAUCCGCAUAACCUCGUGGGCAUUGCCCGGCUUCUGGGUCGGCAGCUAAAGCGUCUGGAAGUCUCCAUGAUCGAUUGGUCAGGCGCUCCUUUGCUGAAACCCUACGAUGAAGAGAUAAGCGCCAUACUGGGACAACAAUGGUCACCCAUGAGCCUUGACAAAAUGCCGCCAUCGUUGUACUACGACAACAAGUUACGCGAUCAGUUCGUGUACGAAAUGCUGCGCCAGGAUCUCAGCCAGUAAGUGGUCGAAAUAGGAAAUUACUCAAAUAUAACCAAAAAUUGAAGCAGUCAUCAAGUGAACGAAGGAAAUGCAAACAUGACACGUGAUCAAAUCGAGCGCAUAGAAAUUAAUUUAUAAAUUGCAAAACCUAAUUACGUAGCUAAAACAAAACCCAAAAGAAUAAUGUAAGCAAAAAGAAAAUUUAAUCGUCAUAAUAAGUUUUCAAAAUUUGUAUAUGUAAACCAAACUUUUUGAUUGGCAAGCAUUUCAUAGAUGUUAAAUUUCCUAAGUUCUUAGCCUUUGUAAUCAAAAUUUCGAUUAGCCCUUGUUUAUUAGUACAAAAGCGACAGAUCAAGAGCGAUAGGAAUGUUAGGAGCAAAGCAAAAGACUUGAGCACUUCACAAAUUUAUGUAAUUAUGUAACGGGGCGAGAUGAGUUUGUUGAAAGCAGCUAGAGAAACAUCAUUUUAUAAGCAACAACAACUGUGAUUCAAACGAAAUGCAAAAGGGAAUGCAACAGAUGCAAAUGCUAUACCCAGCUCUCAUACAAAACAUAACAAAAACGACAACAGCAAAUUGUUAAGCGAAUUGUCUAGUUAGCUAAGUUUAAAGUAACAAAAAGUGUUGAAAAUGUUUGUAAAACCAAAACUACGACCAAUGUCAAAUUGUUUGCUCAAAACGACGCAAUUGGCACAAAUUGUUAACCUUUGUAGUAGUGUGAAUAAGUACAGAAUCUGGCGCUCAAUUGUGAUAAACCAACAAACAACAACAUAAGCAAAUGUAACAACAACGAGAUCUAGAUCCUCGUUCGCUAAGCGCCGCCAUUUGUGUAGUUUAAAGUGAUAUUACCAGCAACAGCAAAGCAAAAUGUAAGCAAAUACAAAACACCACACAGAUAUAUAUGUAUUGUAUGUAAUAGCCAAAUGGAGCUAAGAAAGUAGCUGUCCUGCGUGGUGCGUGCGUUGUGGCCAGAUAAACGGGCCAGAAAGCCAGGAAAUUGUAAGACCCAAAUCCAACAUUUAAGUAUUUCGUAGCACAGGCAUUAAUUAUACAACUAUGUACUAUAUUUAAACUAUGUUUGCACAAAACAGCAGCGUGUUGUUACGAGCCGCGGCUCAUCCUCCGCAGACAUGCUUGCCGACCAACAAGUACAACAGCAACAAUGACAACAUCAACAACAACAACAAAAUGGUACCUGAAGAUCAUGCCGAGCAUUUAAAGAACAACCACAAAGUACUUGCUCAAAUGUAACAAUCUAAACAAACACAAAAUCUAUUGAAACAGAAGACUGAACGAUAAAGAGGGUGUUGGCCUUGUUGUCAGAGCAAAACGGAGGAUGGCAAUUGGUUUCUGGGACAAGUAACAACCGCAAAACAAAAUGCGAUCUCAAAGACAACUCCUACAACUAUCCAAUCGACCAUCUAUAUUUGUAUGUAUGAAUGUAACUAUAUGUAACCAAUGCAUGUAAUCAUUUUUUAUGAACUGCAAUAGCAAAUAUUAUUUUUUGUAAAACGAAUGCAAUUCAUGUGUAAUGCGCGAAGCAAACUAAGAAUGUUUGUCAAACAGCAACCGCAACACGGCCACAGAAAAGUCAAAACAAGAACAGAGUCUGGGGUCAUUAAGAGAUUGCAAAUCGACGGCCUACAUUAUGUUACCAGACCUGUUUGUAUGUGGCUGUGCAUUUAAUUUAAGUCUAGUACGUAUCAACACAACAACCAACACCAACAACAAAUGUGAUAAAAGUGUCAUGCUGCUUCCACGAACAACAGAAUGUGCAAAAUACGACCUAAGAUACUGCACUAUUGAAGCAAUGAGAACGGUAGUAAGCAUUGGAAAGGCAGGGCCAGAUUAAUGGGGGAUAUAGGUUAUAUGGGCUCUAUUUUAUAGCACUCUGACACAUCAGUUUCUAUAGUAUUAUUUUCCAAAUUAAACGCUUAAUUAAAUGGCUACAAGGGAAUUCGAAGUUGUCUUCAGAAAUGACUCACAGCGCGUUUUUAAAUUAAUAAAAAAAAGAGUUAGCUCCGAAUAUUGUUUAUCGAGGAGUUACAUUUGUAAAAAGUUAAAGGAAAGUGCUAUUACACAAAAUAAAGUGUCAUAAAGCUAUAAAAUAGAGCUAGGACUUUAAAAGAUCGUUAGCUCAAUAUCCAGCCAGAAGUAAUCGUCAAUCAAUGGAUUCAUUCAAUUACAAUCAACGUAAAUGAAACAAGUAUUAAGUUUUUCUGUUAUACUAGUGUCACUUCCAACGCUGCUGUAUAUGAGUAACGUUCUUUUGGUAUACUUACUACAAAACAAAUAUAUUUUAUAUGCCAUUUAUUGUAUUUAAAUUCGAUGAGAGCGAAAACAAUUUUGUAAACCAUUCCACAACCACAACAAAACAAUGCGAUUUAUGCUAACGUAUGUACUGAUCCAGUAGCAACACUGCAGAAGGAGGAAAAAAGACCAACCAAGUUUAAGAUAAGUGUUGAUCGAGAACAACAACAAGUCAGGGUGUUAAUAUAUGUAUGUAUGUAGGGUAUGCUCGAUGGCGACACUCAGGGGAACAACAAGUGUGACAUGGGCGAGGAGGUUAGAAAAUCAGAAAGACGAUAUGUAUGACAGCCGUGCAUUAACAACAAUGUUUAUAUAUAUGUAUAUGCAAGUUAUGCUUAAAAGUUAUAAGAGCAAAAGUGAAGAAAGCUGUGAUACAACAAGAUCCAACAAAAAGGGCAAACGACAACCGACAACACACAAAGAUAACACCAACACAUUAAACUACAAAAACAACAGACAAGCCAAUUCGAAACGUGUGCGACCAACAAAAAGAAUGUUAACAACCUUUCCGGAACUAAGAACCAGGAGAAGUACCGACCGGACCAUCUGAAAUGAAAUGGCCAACGAGAAGAAUUCAAAGUGAAUUAUAGGAGAUCGGAUCAGAUCCAGUAGUAGCUAACUUAGCGGGUUAACAAAGGACGAACGGGAGAACCAAAGUUUAGAACCGAAGUGUUUGAGUGAAUCAACAGCGUGCGGAAUUAGAUUGAUAUUCCAGUCAGGAUGAAAAGUGGAGAAGAUAAUGAUUCAAAUGUUAAAUUAUAUAUCGAUAUGUAGUAAAACACAGACAAAAAAUGCACAUAGCUUAAAGUAUAUGAAAGCAAACGUUUUAUUUAAAGUCAAUUUCCAUUUGAUUUGCCAUGAUUAUGUUUUGUGCAAGAUUUUAAAGCUUAAUCAACCGAGGCCAACGACAGUUUGUGUGGCAUAUGCAAUAUCAUUACCAUGUAAGACAACCAAGAAAUAUAAACCAAUUAAAGCGUAGCAAACAAAAUGCAUUCAAUUGAAAAACCAAUAAAAAAGUGUUUGAAACUUAAA
Drosophila simulans is the source of this 4795-nucleotide messenger RNA. RefSeq names its product F-box only protein 33. Bases 123 to 1475 code for a protein of 450 amino acids. Gene Ontology annotation, molecular function: protein binding. The record is from RefSeq and is a predicted model, not a curated record. NCBI's taxonomy places the organism in Eukaryota, Metazoa, Arthropoda, Insecta, Diptera, Drosophilidae. The transcript has 5 exons. Gene Ontology annotation, biological process: positive regulation of protein ubiquitination; SCF-dependent proteasomal ubiquitin-dependent protein catabolic process. Gene Ontology annotation, cellular component: SCF ubiquitin ligase complex.